GCCAACCCACUCACUGAGGCGUAAAUAUACAUCUAUAGUGUACGAGGUUAGAUUACUCCAAAAGGUGGCAGUACUGCAACAUUUAGGAUGCAUGCUGCUAGUAAAAUACACUGAAGAAGAAGUAGAAGCCGCUGGCCAGCCAGCUGUGGCGUCACCUGGAAGUAGUCAGACUGGGCGGGAUGAUCGGAACAACAAGAUGGCGGACAAUGAGGAGUUUCGGUACAUUACCCCACCCCCAGAAAUAAACAGAGUCAGCCUCACGCGUCUAGGACUGCAGAUGAAUCCUGAUGCGCUGAACACUCAUUCUGAAGUGCAGCUUGAGGCUGGAAUGCACAGGAGUCAGUCCAGUAAAGCAGACUUCAGCCUGACGAUUGAUGAAACAGCUGUGUGUCACAACACCAAAACUGAUAUGAAUCUCCAGCAGCCACCUCCUAUCAUCCCUCCCGUCCACCCUGAUGUGCAGAUGAAGCCCUUGCCCUUCUAUGAUGUGCUGGACGUCCUAAUAAAGCCUUCAAGUCUAGGAGGGAGUACUGCACAGAGGUAUCACCAAGAAAAAUAUUUUAUUUUUGCCUUGACACCUCAGCAAGUUCGAGAAGUAUGCAUAUCCAGGGACUUUCUACCAGGUGGCAGAAGGGACUACAUGGUUCAGAUUCAACUGAGGUUUUGCUUGUCAGAGACUAGUUGCCCUCAAGAAGAUAAUUACCCAAACAGCCUUUGUAUAAAAGUCAAUGGGAAACUUUUUCCUUUGCCAGGUUAUGUACCACCACCAAAAAACGGUGUGGAACAGAAGAGACCAGGAAGACCUCUAAACAUUACCUCCCUUGUCCGACUCUCCUCUGCAGUACCCAAUCAGAUUUCAGUAACAUGGGCACCUGAAAUUGGAAAAACCUAUUCAAUGUCUGUGUACUUGGUGAGGCAGCUGACAUCACCGCUGCUCCUGCAGAGGCUGAGGAUGAAGGGCAUCAGAAACCCAGACCACUCCAGAGCACUGAUCAAAGAGAAGCUAACAGCAGAUCCAGACAGUGAGAUUGCUACAACAAGCCUUCGAGUCUCACUUAUGUGCCCGCUAGGUAAGAUGCGCCUGUCAGUACCAUGCCGGGCGGUGACUUGCUCUCACCUGCAGUGUUUUGACGCUGCUCUCUACCUGCAGAUGAAUGAGAAGAAGCCCACUUGGAUCUGUCCUGUGUGUGACAAGAAGGCUGCAUAUGAGAGUCUUAUCAUUGAUGGUUUAUUCUUAGAAAUCCUGAAUGACUGUUCAGAUGUGGAUGAAAUCAAGUUCCAGGAGGAUGGAACAUGGUGUCCCAUGAGACCAAAGAUAGAGGCUGUCAAGGUCCCUACUCAGUCAGUUCCAACAAUUGAGACCUCAGCUCCUUUGCGCCAAUCCUUAGUGGUCCUCCAUGCAGCUGAGCCCAGCUCCACCAAAAAGGCUGAUGUUAUUGAUCUGACUCUAGAAAGCUCUUCUGACGAUGAUGAUGAUGAAGACGACACAGACCAUCCACUGAAGAAACGCUGUGUUUACAUUUCCAAGAAUGAGGAAAUACAUGCAAAGGGGGUCUUGACCUACCAGCCCACUGUGCGUGUACCGAAUGUCCAGGCCCUGGACACAUCGUAUCUGACUUCUUCGCUGGCUGACUAUGCAGUGCCCUUCCACCCAUCCACCCUGGCCACGAUCCCUACUGACAUGCAAAGUUUGGAUUUGUUUUCCUUAAUUCAAGCAGAUCCUCAGCAUUACCGGCCACAGAUGUUCCUGGACAACCUGACGAGCAGUAUGCAAAGUGCAGCUGCACCCAGCACCAGCUCAGCACUGAUCUCCUCUUCGAGCAGUCACUAUGACACCAGCACCCAUGCUGCCAACACUAUCCAUGAGACUCGGGUCAUCACAGGAGGAGGAGGGGGCACCAGCGCAGGAGGGACUGACAGCAGCUUAUCAGAUAUCAUUUCACUGGACUAAAACACAUCUCACUCAACAUUUAAAGACUGUUUUCAGACGCCUCUUGGUCCACAUUAUAUAUGACAUUGUAUGUACGUGGCAUGUUUAGUUUAACACAGAAAGCACCACGGUUGGUAUCCAUGACCACUUUGAUGGCCAGAACGUUUUCACAAUGUAAAAGACUUUAUCGAGGCAUCUUUCUUUUUGCUGUUUGGUUUUUCAAUUGAAAACGGGAUUUUAAUCAAAUCUGCUAGAAUAGGAAAUGGUUUGAUAGCCAAGGAAAGCAUUGUGUGCCAUUUCUAGUUUUCUUGUUCUUUUGACUUUUUAAGAUUUUAAAAAUAUUGUCAAUUUGAUUGAGAACUGGUUUAUUCCAAUAUUCCCCUGAUAUUUUAGCCUGGUUUAGUCCAAUGUUCCCUGUUUUUUAGCCUUGGUGUAGUCCAAAAUUUCCUUUUGUUUUUACCGCUGGUUUAUUCCAAUAUUCCCUGGUGUUUUAGCCCUGGUUUGGUCUGCCACCUCCCGAGGACAAUGUCAGUCUGUCUGGCUUGCUUGAUGUGUCACUCUUUUCACCAAGCAUUCAAAUACAUGACUUCAGCUCUGUCUAUACACACCGUAAAAUCAGUGGAGCUGGCAACUGAGUCUGUACAGAGUCUUUUAUAACAGUGUUCAUAUCAAGAAUAGAGCUUAAGGGACUUUUAUUAGUAGUGGGAUUGUAUUUCACCAUACAGUGUCAUCAUGACAUGAGCUAGUCUUUCGGCCAUCCUUAUUUAUAUGUAUACAUAUUUUUGAUAACCAUUCCACCCUCAGUUCUGCAGAGAUCCUGGCCAAAAGAUGCAUGUCUGUAAUACUUUUUUUUGUAGACUGAUAAACGGAGAAAUUAUGGACAGAGCUGUUUCUGGCUCUUUGUACUGUAUCUGUGCUGGCUUUCCUAAAGAACUGUUUUGCCUUUUGAUUCACACUAAUGGAAAGAUGUAAGGCAAGUUAGUAAGUCAGAUAGUGUCAUGGGUUCUAAGAGCUUAGUAAUUUCGUGAGUUUUGCUACGGGGCAGCUUUCAUGCCUUGCCACUGAAAAUGUUUCUUUGUAAUUAAGUCAGAGCAACAAUUAAAUAAUGCUGUGAAUGAAUACUGUUCUUAAAAAUGAAGGGAACACCUAAUCAUCACAGUAUAACACCAAGUCAGUCAACAAUCAUGGAUAUCAGUCUGUCCAUUUAGGAAACGCCAGUAACUUUGAAUCAGUUUCACCCGCGUUGGUUCAAAUGAAAGUGACAACAGGUGCAGAACCAAGACAGCUCUAAACAGGGAAUGGUUUUACAUGUGGUGGCCUCAGAGAGUUGCUCUCUCCCUCCUGAUUGAUUCUUCUCUAGUUUUGUGAUCUGUUAGUUUCCUACUGAAAGCAUGAGGCAGUACCUGCAGAUCAAUUAGGUUGCAUAGGUGGUCCAGCUCCUCCAGGAUGGCACAUCCAUUCAUGCAAUCACAGGAAGUUUGUCUCCCUGCACAGUCUAAAGAGCAUGGACAAGAAACCAGGGGAUCGACCAUUACAUGAAGAGAGGUGAACAGAGCUGUAGAAGUUCAUCAACCCAGCAGUAGGACUGGUAUCUGCUGCUUUGUGUGAAGAGGAACAGGAGGAGCAUGGCUAGAGUCCUACAAAAUGACCUCCAGCAGGUUAAUGGUAUGCAUGUUUCUGACCAAACUGUCUGAAACAGACUCCAUGAGGGUGGCAUGAGGGCCCAGCACGGUGCAUUUACGAGAGAGCCCCAGAAUGGACAGGUCCUCUAUUGGCACCCCGUUCUCUUCACAGAUGGGAGCAGGUUCACAAUGAGCACGUGUGACAGGUAUCAAGAAAGAGUCUGCAGAUGCCAUGGUCAAUGUUAUACUACCUGUAUCAUCAUCCAGUAUGGCCAGUUUGGCAGUGGAUCAGUGAUGGUCGGGGUAGGCAUAUCCUUUGUUGGGUCAAACAGACCUUCAUUUCAUAGCCAACGGUACCCUGACUGCUGUAAGGUACGAUUGACAGACCAUACCAGGGUGCAGUGGACCCUGGGCUCUGGACAAUGCCUGGCCUCACGUGGACAUAGUGAGUAGGCAGUUCCUGAAUGUUUAAGGCAUUGAUGCCAUUGACUGGCCCUCUUUUUCUCAUGACCUAAAUCCAAUUGACCACAUAUGGGGCGUUCGGUAACAGUGAGAUCCUGAACAGACUGUAGUGGUACUUUGCAGUGUGGGAUGCACUAAUGCCCUGAUCCAGGUCUGGGAGGAGAUCACCCAAGACUAUAUCCGCCGACAGGUCAGGAGCAUGCCCAGAUGUCGGGAGUGCAUACAGACACACAGGGUCCAUACACACUAUGUGUUCCUAUGAUAAAAUGUGUGCUUGUUGGAUCAGGGUUUUACUUUUGUUUUUGAAUACAGCUCUCAAUGGGUUGAUGAUCUUGGCUUCAGCUGGCAGCUGUUACGUGAUUUUGUUAUCAUCAAAUUAUACAAUGUACAUCAGUAAAGAUUUUCUACUUGAA
Acanthopagrus latus (yellowfin seabream) is the source of this 4427-nucleotide messenger RNA. It is a transcript of the gene pias2, whose product is annotated as protein inhibitor of activated STAT, 2. Lineage: Eukaryota; Metazoa; Chordata; Actinopteri; Spariformes; Sparidae. Bases 92 to 1951 code for a protein of 619 amino acids. Gene Ontology annotation, molecular function: zinc ion binding; SUMO ligase activity; transcription coregulator activity. The record is from RefSeq and is a predicted model, not a curated record. The transcript is spliced from 16 exons. Gene Ontology annotation, biological process: regulation of transcription by RNA polymerase II; protein sumoylation.